This is a messenger RNA of Gongylonema pulchrum, 288 nucleotides long. The record is from the annotation of a GenBank genome assembly. NCBI's taxonomy places the organism in Eukaryota, Metazoa, Nematoda, Chromadorea, Rhabditida, Gongylonematidae.
UUGCAGAUAGAGCCGGUGCCGCUCUCAUCCGAAGAUAUCAGUGUGAUCUUUGCAAGCAGUGCUGCUGGUGUAGCUGCAUCCAGUAUACCUGUUGCUUAUUUCCUGCAUUGUCUCGGCCCACGAAUCACAUUUACCGUGCUGCUGCUUAUUUCGGCAGCGGCAACAGCUGCCUUACCAUGGGCAACCCAGUUCGGCUUGCGUGUAAUCGUUUGCGCCAGGCUUGUGCAAGGUCUCUUUCGUUCAAGCAAUGUUUUUUCAGGAGUCUGCGCGCUAAACAGCCACCAUUGA